GCAACACUUUGAAACAAGCCAUAUUUGUUGACUAUCUUUUUUUUUUUGAAAUUGUACCUUCAUGAACUUUAACAUUUAACAUGCUAAUUGAGGCCCGUAGAGUCUAAAAUGUAGAGACAUCCACCCCAUUGCUAGCACACACCCAAAUCCUCAAGACCAGCAAACUGCUCAAACUUCUGCUUUUAUUGAGGUGCUCACACUUGCUAAUGAGCAACAACCAACUGCAUUUGAUCAGCAGCAUGUAGCUAUUCUUAAUUCCUUAGAAAGCAGUAAGUGUAUACUUAGUUUUUUAUAGGACUGCAUAGUAUGUUUCAAGCUGGUAUUCCUCUCAUCCAUAGCACUGCAUUCCUGUACAUAUUUGCGUGUGCAUUUUUGUUCCCUUACUCCAGCUCCUUUCUUUCGGCCUUGCCAUUGCCUGUUUGUUGACUUCCUGUCGUACAGCAGCUCCCUCCCUCCUCUUCCUCCUUCCCUCCCUCCUCUUCCUCCCUCCCCCCCUCCUCGUCCUCCCUUUUGGUUGGUCUCCCUGUUGCUUGCUAUGCACCCCUCCUCUCUCCUUCCUCCUUGUUCUUUAAUCCCACCCUCACCAAGCCUGUUUGGAUGUCAUCUGUUCUCUUAUGUAAGAGGCAUGGGAGGAGAAUGGCUUUGGUGCUUGGGUGCCAUACGCCCGACCAGGCGGCAUAGUCUUGCUCUCCCUCGUGUGUUGUGUAGUGUUGUCGCCAUUAGCUGCUUAGUGAGAGAGAACGAUUGAACGUGAGCACUGAUGGUUGUACACAGGGAUUCCAGUGGUCCUAGCCACAGGGCUAUGUCCUCGGCAGCCACCACAGCUCCCUCUGUGGACAAAGUGGACGGAUUUUCACGGAAGUCUGUCAGGAAGGCCAAGCAGAAGCGGUCGCAGAGUUCGUCCCAGUUCCGCUCUCAGGGCAAACCUAUAGAGCUCACGCCCUUGCCCCUGCUCAAGGACGUGCCGGCGGCGGAGCAGCCGGAGCUGUUCCUGAAGAAGCUGCAGCAGUGCUGUACUGUCUUUGACUUCAUGGACACGCUGUCAGACCUCAAGAUGAAGGAGUACAAGCGCUCCACGCUCAACGAGCUGGUGGACUACGUGACCGUAAGCCGGGGCUACCUGACGGAACAGGCCUACCCCGAGGUUGUGAAAAUGGUGUCUCACAACAUAUUCCGGACCCUUCCGCCCAGUGACAGUAACGAGUUUGACCCUGAAGAGGAUGAGCCCACGCUUGAGGCCUCCUGGCCACACUUACAGUUGGUAUACGAGUUCUUCAUUCGGUUCUUGGAGAGUCAGGAAUUCCAGCCCAGCAUUGCCAAAAAGUACAUAGACCAGAAGUUUGUCCUACAGCUCUUGGAGUUGUUUGACAGCGAGGACCCUCGGGAGAGAGACUAUCUGAAGACAGUCUUGCAUAGAAUCUACGGCAAAUUCCUGGGGCUGAGGGCUUUUAUACGAAAACAGAUCAAUAAUAUUUUUCUACGUUUUGUUUAUGAGACGGAGCACUUCAACGGGGUGGCUGAGUUGCUGGAGAUCCUGGGGAGUAUAAUCAAUGGUUUUGCUCUGCCACUGAAAGCAGAGCAUAAACAGUUUCUGGUCAAAGUGUUGAUUCCCCUCCACACUGUCAGGAGUCUGUCCCUCUUCCAUGCACAGUUGGCGUAUUGCAUUGUACAAUUCCUAGAGAAAGACCCAACAUUAACAGAACCAGUCAUCAGAGGCUUACUGAAGUUCUGGCCAAAAACCUGCAGUCAAAAAGAGGUGAUGUUUCUAGGGGAGCUGGAGGAGAUUCUGGACGUCAUCGAGCCCACACAGUUCGUCAAGAUCCAGGAGCCGCUUUUCAAACAGAUCUCCAGAUGUGUCUCCAGCCCACAUUUCCAGGUUGCAGAGCGAGCUCUUUACUACUGGAACAACGAGUACAUCAUGAGUUUGAUUGAGGAGAACUCCAGCGUCAUCCUGCCCAUCAUGUUUGCCAGCCUCUACAGGAUCUCCAAAGAGCACUGGAACCCGGCAAUCGUGGCGCUGGUAUACAACGUACUGAAGGCCUUCAUGGAGAUGAACAGUACCUUAUUUGAUGAACUCACAGCCACUUACAAGUCGGACCGCCAGCGUGAGAAGAAGAAGGAGAAGGAACGGGAGGAGCUGUGGAAGAAGCUGGAGGACCUGGAGCUGAAGCGGGGCCUUAGGAGCGACGGAAUCAUCCCAACUUAACAAAGACAGCGCCGCGCUCCCCUCUGUCCCUCCCCUGUCCUACUGCUCCUCUCCUCCUCCUCUCCCCAUCCGACUCCCCGCUCCUCCUCUGCCCUGAUCCCGACUCUCCUGCCCUCGACAUUAGCCAUGUCUGCCCAGAGCUCCUGAUACAGGCUGUCGUCUCUGGAUCGACACAGAGCGCUCGCUGGUUUCUUAAUUUUCUUUCUUUCUUUUUUUUCUUAUGCUUUUUUUUUUUCCUCCUGUGUUUGUGCGACUUACUUUACAGUAGAUUCAUUACGUCUGUUUUCAUUAUUUCAACAGCACUGUAAAUAAUUGUUUUUUUUUUCUUUUUUUCUCCCUUAAACUGAUAUUAUUGCAAAUGGAAAAACAAAACAGUAAUAAUAAUAAUAAAAAAGGAAGAAAAAAAUAGAAAAUGAGAAAAUCACUUGUGUGGGAGGGGAAUUUAAACAAGGAAAAAAAACUUUUUGGACUGUAGGACAUGGAAUGAACUCUUGGAAAAUAUUAAAAAAACACAAAAAAA
Neolamprologus brichardi is the source of this 2726-nucleotide messenger RNA. Lineage: Eukaryota; Metazoa; Chordata; Actinopteri; Cichliformes; Cichlidae. The record is from RefSeq and is a predicted model, not a curated record.